Alternaria atra is the source of this 11919-nucleotide messenger RNA. RefSeq lists its product as uncharacterized. Gene Ontology annotation, molecular function: ubiquitin-protein transferase activity. Bases 1 to 11919 code for a protein of 3972 amino acids. The record is from RefSeq and is a predicted model, not a curated record. The transcript has 4 exons. Lineage: Eukaryota; Fungi; Ascomycota; Dothideomycetes; Pleosporales; Pleosporaceae. Gene Ontology annotation, biological process: positive regulation of protein catabolic process; protein polyubiquitination; proteasome-mediated ubiquitin-dependent protein catabolic process.
AUGAAGAUCAAGAAACAGGCUACAUCGCGACAUGAGUCGACUCUGUCGCCGAUGAUAGCAGACUUUGUGAAGGCGACCGAGUCAAUACCGCUGUUCCAACUGCCCGCACAUCUCGCCUCCUUCCCUAGGCACUGGCCCUUUCCCCGCGGUGACGCAUAUCACUGGAUCCCCGCCCUGAACCGCUUCGACCACAUCCUCGAGCUAUUCAACAAGGAGUAUGACCUGGUAGACGGACCACAGACACAGCCCUUCCAGCGCCGACUACUACUCAAGGGCGAUGUCGAGGAAGGAAGCACCAGCUCGGAGCAAACCACGACCGAUGCCGUCCUGGAUACCCUGCACGUAUCACGGGAUGGCGAUCGCGAGCUGAUCGAGCAGAUUCUCAACUUCACGCGCAUGCUAUUGGAGAACUGCGGCAACCGUAGUCUGUACUCCAGCAGUGAGCGCCUGGACAAGCUGCUAAACACGACUUCUACAUCCCUUCUCAAGGCUACGCUUCGCCUAGGUCAUCGCCUCGCUCAGCGCUAUGCUGCCGCGCGCAUGCGCCUGGCCCCGGCCACACUACACCCGUCUCUUCUCUCCAGUCACUACAACAUCAACCUCGAUAAGGUUCAGAAGCUGGCUAGCCCAUUCGCAAAAGGCCCCGCUACGCCAGCACCUGUGUUCGGCACACCAGCAGGCAAGGGCAAGGAUCGUGCUGGCAGCACUGAUCGAGUCAGUUCGUCUGACUUGGUUGCCAUGUACUCUCUGUCCGAAGCGUCGAUGAAGCAGGAGUUCGGAGGCGUCCUUAUUUCGUACUACGAGCCCACUCCCACAUCGGAAGCAGAGAGCGGUAAACCGGCAUCUACAGAAGCACCCGCGCCCACGACACCAACUCCAGUACGAAGGACUUCGAGCAUGGGUCCCAAUCGAACGCCGAGACAAACCCAGCCUGCGCCCACCACCGAUUCGCCGAGCACACCAGCUUUCACACCUGGACAACCCGGUAGCAGGACGAAUGGGCCCAAGACUUUCGAGCUGUCAGCCGAGAAGGUGUCUAAGAGCGACGUACACGACUUGAUCAAGGAAGGACUCGCAAGUUUACCGGAAACAGUCCACUACGAAUUUCUCCACAAACUUCGUACCGCAAAGAUGUUUCACGAGGGACACACAGGGCGCGAUAGCGCAGUCGCCAUCCGCCUUCUAUCCAUCGCGAACAUUGGCUACGUACAUAUUGAAAAGGAGUUCAUGGCAAAGCUGGGCCAACAAGACGCAGACGAGCCACGCCGGUUACAACUUGCCUACCAACUCUCUGAGCUGGUUCAUCCGCCAGGCAAUGGCGAGACUGGUAUUUCGAUGGAACUGCAGACCUAUACAAUGAGCGCCCUCGAGGCUCUUGCGAAGCACAAGUCGAAAGCGCCUGACGUCUGUACCGCCCUCAGUGUCAACGUUAACCACGGUGUACUGUUCUACGUUGUGCGUAAGCUCGUCGCUGGACUUGGCGAGGAAGCUGGUAACCCUAACGAUAUCGAAGAAGAUGAAUGGCGCGAUGCUUUGUUCUCCCUCUUGAACACCCUACCUACUUCUCAAACGCGCACUGGUGAGCAGAUGGUGGCCGCUGGCCUCCUGGAGAUUCUUGUUGAUGUCCUUAAGCUGCGUACGGCAAAGGCAGAACGCAAUCACCCUAAGAUUCUCAACUUCCUUGACACCUUCGUGUACAAUUUGCGCGAUGCCUUCUCAGCCCUUGUGGCCGCAAAGGGACUCGAAAUCAUCGCUGAUCUGAUGCAAUACGAGGUCGAUACCUCUAAGAAGCUCGCAGAGGAGGACAAGGGCAUGCCCAAGGAGUACAAGACGCAGCUUACUGAUUAUCAAAUUCCGUUCUACCAUCAGCAGAGUCUACGCUGGCUUUUCAAGUUCCUCAACCACAUGAUGUCGCAUACAGGCGGAAACUUCGAUCGCCUGAUGCGAAACUUGCUUGACUCACAACAACUGCUUAGCAGCUUGCGCACUGUGCUAUCCAAUGCCAAGACGUUCGGUUCAACUGUUUGGAGUAUGGCUGUCACGAUCCUGACCAGCUUCAUCAACAAUGAGCCUACUAGCUACCAGGUCAUUGCCGAGGCGGGUCUUAGCGAUGCGUUCUUGGAGACAGUGGCUGGAGAGCCCGCUUCAGAGUCGAUUGCUGCAGCCAACGCUGACAUCAGUGCUUCAACACCAUCGACAUACUCUCCACGAGAAGGCGGAAAGCCACUCGCCGAGGGUAUCUUGCCUGUGGCCGAAGCCAUUUCCACUCUGCCGCCUGCUUUCGAUGGUAUUUGCUUGGCUGAAGCCGGCAUGAAGCUAUUCCAGUCGUCCACCGCUCUCCAGCGAUUCUUUGAGAUCUUCGAGAGUCCUGCUCAUAUCAAAGCACUUGACGCUGAUACCGAGAUGCCUACCUUGAUCGGAAACUCUUUCGAUGAGCUAGUGCGUCAUCACCCACCUCUCAAGGCACGCGUUCUUUCAUGUCUCAGCGAGCUGAUCGCGCGCGUGGUUCAGCUUUGCGCCGAGAAGGCUGAAAAGGAGGGUGUAGGAGCCAAGCUUUGGUCCGAGGACGCUGCGGGUAAGCUUACCGUCGCUGGCGGCCGCCAAGCCCUUUCUGGAUUACGCUUGCAGCAGAACGCAGCUCAAGCAUCGGCGUCUACAAGCACUGAUGUGGAGAUGAAGGAUGCUGAUGAUACUGCUAACGAACCAGUCGCUUAUGAUCAAGUCACCGAGACUGAGGACAGCACCAAGGGCCCUACUACCGGCCAAUACAUUCGCGUACUCUGCCGCUUCCUCUCUGGAUUCUUCUCAAACCACGCCAUGUGCGCUGCAUAUGUCGAGCUUGAUGGUGUAGAUUCUAUCCUAGACAUUUCUAGUCUUGCCUGCUUAGACCCAAAGGCAAGCGAGUACCGCAGUAUGUGCGAGCAGUUCGGUCAUGUCGUCCAGGUACUCGUCGAGCAGAAGCCGCAUAUCGCAGUGCCAUCUCUGAUUAAGCGUACACAAGCGGCUCUGGAGCGCUUGCAGCCUCUGCUCGACCAUACCGGCAAGCAGGCUUUCUUCGCUCCUUUCACAAGCGCUGGUACUUCCCAGAGUAUCGAGCCCUUGCAGCGGGGCACACAAUACGUCAAAGCACUAGUUUCUGCCCAUACUCUCGUUGGAGCCAUGACCCUAACGUUCCAGAGCCAGAUGUACACUACUCGCUCGGCUCACAACGUGUCCAGCCAAGUUAACCUUGCCGACAUGUACGCACGACUCGUGGAUAGCCUCGGAAAGCUGCAUCGAAGCUGUGUUUGGGAAGAGUUGUUGCUACAGCGUAACAUGCCUACAGAAUGGGAGAAGGAGACUCGUGUCACUAGCUCCGGUUUUGGAAACGAUGAAGCCGACAACGUGUUCCGCAUUGGAAAUAGUGCUACUGAAUCACCAGGUAACGGAGAUGCUACUGCUUCAGGCACAACUUCUGAGAACACCGUCUCGAGCCAGAACAGUGCACAGUUCAAGAACACGCAAACGCUCCGCAAUCUACUUAGCAGGAUACCUACCGAAGUUGCGCCGUUCUUCCAGUCGCUUGGUAAACUGCUCUUGUUCCGCCGCAGUCUGGAGGCGUACCAGAGGCAAUGUGCUACGGUUGUGUCUGACCAACUUGCCCAAGCCGUCAUCGAUCAGCUCGAAUACGAGGGUCCAAAAGAUUCAGAGAUCGUCGAAGAUCGCUAUGCGUACUGGAUUGUCAUUCUCACUUCCUUGUCGCAGCUCAUCGUCGAACCAAACCUGGAUCGAUCACAAGCGCUGACACUAUUGCUCGUGUCAUUCCGCAAUCUGGGUGGGUUCGAUGUUCUAGCAAACAUUCUCAACCAGUUUUACGAGUCGGCGCUUGAGAUCACUAAGAAGCAGGGGGAAGACACCAGCGAGGAAUCGAAGCGACUGCUUAAUCUGUCUCUCGGUGGCAUCAAGAUUAUCUUAGCCUUUUUCUCCCAGAUCAUCAAUUUCAAGGUAAUCUCAGAGUCGCCGCAGACGUCAUCGAUGCAAACCCGGCCAGAUCGUGAUCGGGAGCGGUCUGAUUACUUUUUGACUGCUCAAUUCCUCGUCGAGCUACGCUACGCCGUCAUCGUACCCGUCGAGAAGAUCUGGAACUCGGACCUCAUUGACAAGGCCACCCCGUCGAUCGUAAAGACAUCUGUCAACAUACUGAAAUCCGUUCUCGAAUGCGAAGGUGAGCACGGAGCUUACAAGAGUAUAGACAAAAUUCCAAAGCGUAGCAAACCCAUCAUCAAGCCUUGGUCAGCUCGAAAUGGAGACCACUUGCCACGUCUGAAGGAGAACGGAUAUGAGGAGAGCCUUGCUGAGGAAGCUCUGUAUCGCUGCUGUGACAACUUUAACAUGGCGAACGAGUACUGCAAGAAUCAAGCUCGUCCAGGGGUUUCAAGAAACCCUAUUCCGCAGUACGAGAUUCAAGCACGAGGCCCACCAUCUGCGUCACCUAGCCGAGCUGAAGUAGUGGUUCCCGAGCAUCCAGACGACGCUAGUAUGACAUCCAGCGAAGUAACGCGAGAUGAGGAUGGGUCUGAGCAGCCGGAGACACAGUCUGUUCAGAUGGAAGACGCCGACACUUCAAUUGCAGAGCCGGAGGCGACUGCGUCCGCUGCACUAGUACCGGGCGAGCAGCCAAGUCAAACACCCGCUGCUCCACAGGAUGCUCUUGCAUACCAGAAACGGAUGGCUAACGGCAAUUCGACACAGCUCGUUGCUCUAGACCAGUUGGAUGAGCAACGAUCCAAGCUCCGUGAGCAACUCGUUGAGCGAUCUCUUGAUGUAUUAAACUCACACGAAGACGUCACCUUCGAGCUUGCUGAUCUCAUCUCGGCCGCCGUUUUAAAAGCACCAGAUCCACCCGAGAUGCGUGGUGAGAUUGGAACGAUGCUCGUGCAGUCUCUCAUGUCGCUGCAGAGUGAUGACGACUUCCGAACCCAGAGUAAGAAGAUCGCAGCUUCAGCACAUCUUUUGGCUUUGAUCCUUCAAGAAAAGGACUUUUACGAAGUCAUUGUUGAACAACUAAAGGAGCACUUCACUACGUUGUUGGGCUUCAUCAAGAUCUUCCCAGAUCAAUCUCCGGAGGACUCAUCACCUUGGAUCGGCCAAGUCUUACUUAUUGUCGAACGACUACUAGCUGAGGAUCAACUACCACAUCAAAUCCAGUGGACUCCGCCAACAGAAGAAUCCACGGAAGAGACCACAGUUGACGAGCUACCACAACCUAUUGUCAGUAUUGAAGAGAAGGAUCUGCUGUUCAACGCAAUCAUCGAGAUGCUACCUCGCAUCGGAAAAGAUGAGUCGUUGGCUCUGUCUGUGACGAGGGUACUAGCCAUGCUUACUCGCACGCGCAAGAUCGCCACCCGUCUAGCAGAGAAGCGCAACAUCCAGCGGCUGUUCCUUAUGGUCAAACAGCUUGCUGGCAUCACCAAUGAGGGCUUGCGUAGCGCUUUCAUGAUUGUUCUUCGCCACAUGAUCGAAGACGACGAAAUGAUUCGGCAGAUCAUGCGUACCGAGAUCCAGCAAAUGUUUGAGUCGCGGGAUCGAAGACAGACGGACACUACUGGCUAUACUCGCCAGAUGUACGCGCUAGCCAUUCGUGCACCUGAGAUUUUCGUCGAAGUCACCAACGAGAAGCUUCAGUUGAAGGGCUUCGACCCUAAUCAGCGACCGCAAGCCCUGGUCCUCAAGAAGACUGAGCCAUCUCUAACGGAAGGAACAAGCAUCGUGGAAUCCUCAGAGACCACUGCUGAAGCCGACAAGCCAAAGGAAUCCAGUGAAGCGCCCAAACAGCCGUUCCUUGAGCGGACAAAGACCUCCGACCUGAAGGUCCCCGUGGUUGAAAACCCCGACGGCGUCAUUCACUACCUUCUUUGCGAACUGUUAGCUUACAAGGAAGCUGAAGACAAGCCCGAGCCCGCUAAGCCUGCUGAGAAUGCACCUGAAGGGCAGACAAGUAAGGAGUCGAACUCAGAUGCUGCCACCGCGCCUGCUGCUCCAGCGGCCACGCCCGCAGAGCCUGCGAAACCUGAAAAGCCCGUGUUCAAGGCUGAAGCACAUCCGAUCUACAUCUACCGUUGCUUCAUCUUGAAGUGUCUCGCCGAGCUUCUGCAGAGUUACAACCGCACCAAGAUCGAGUUCAUCAAUUUCUCCAGGAAGGCAGACCCUUAUACCGUGACACCAUCGAAACCUCGCUCGGGUGUCCUGAACUACCUUCUCAACAACGUUGUUCCCAUUGGCAGCUUGAACCACGAGGGUGACCUCGCCUUCAAGAAGAAGCUGGCGACAUCAAACUGCGCAAUCGACGUCAUCGUCUCACUUUGCAACAAGACGGGAGAGUUCACUCUGCCAAAGACCGAUGUACCAAUAUCGCCAUACGUUGAGACUGAGCCAGACUUGCUUUUCGUACGCAAGUUCGUCCUUGAGCAUGCCCUGAAGGCAUUCAAAGAUGCAAACGCUUCUGAUGAACCACUCGAUAUGAAGUAUUCUCGUCUAUUGAGUAUCGCCGACAUAUUCUCCAGGAUGGUAUCGCAGCGACCGAAUGGCGAGAUGCUUACCCAGAACGCCGACCUGACACCCAACUUGAAGCAAAUGGCCAAGAUCAUGUAUGAGAAGAACUUUGUCACUAUCCUGACAACGGCGAUUUCAGACAUUGAUCUCAACUUUCCGAAUGCUAAACGCGUGGUCAAAUACAUCCUGAAGCCUUUGAAGUGGCUCUGUUACGUGGCCAUGGACCUGAGUAUGCACUACGAUACAUCUUCAGCUCCAGACUCCGCCGAUGAGUACGAGAUCUCGACAGCAUCCGAUGACGACCUUAUCGGCAACGAGCGCGAAGAGACGCCUGAUUUGUUCCGCAACUCUACACUAGGCAUGUUCGAGGCUCACGAGUCAGAGUCUGACGAAGACUCCGAAGACGAAGAGGGUGAAGAGAUGAUGUACGACGAUCCUUACGCGGACGACAUGGAGUACGACGAAGGUGAUAUUGGUGACGAUGAUGUCGUCUCUGAUGAUGAUGAAGAGAUCCUGGAGAUGGACAUUGACGGCAUGGGCCCAAUCGAAGGCCUUCCCGGUGAUGUCGAUGUUGAGAUCGAACUCGACGACGAUGGCAAUGCCAUGGGCUCCGAUGAUGAUUCCGAAGACGAUGACGAGGACGAUGAGGAUGAGGACGAUGAUGACAUGGACGACAUGGAUGAUGACGGCGACGACGACGGCAUGGACGACUUGGAAGAGGCCAUGGACGCCAUGGAGGAAGUAACAGGCGAUGACGAAAACGCUAGCCUCGCCGAAGACCAAGAAGAUGAUUGGAGCGAUGACCAGGACGACUUCCCUGGCGGCCCUAACGGUGAGGCUAACAUGCCUCCGGGUGCGCUCGGCUUCGUUCUUGAUCCUCCUCAGCUCCUUGAACAAAUGCGUCAACAAGGUGGAGAUCUCGAAGAUUUCCUAGAUGAUGAGAUGGCAGAAGAAGAUAUGGAUGAGGAGGAAGAGGAGUAUGACGAGGACAUUCACUACGAUCCUGGAAUGGAGGAUGACGACGACGCCAUGCCGGAGAUUGGAUGGGGUGGUGGCUGGGAAGACCCUCAACCGCCUACUGUUCGACAUACCCACCGCCUCAGCCCAUGGAUGUUCCCCGCCGGUCCAGGUGAUCGUAUUCUUGUACCAGCUUACCGCUCACAUCGCCCAGGUGCCGGUCCCCGUGUUACUGACGAUGGUAUCAACCCUCUGCUUCAGCGGGGCGGCCGCUCUGCUGGACGAGAUGGUUUACCGCGCAACGAAGGCAACAGCGAUUGGGUUCACGCUAUUGAAGGUCGCGGCCCCCGUGUCUUUAGCCAAAACGACAGCCCUGUCUCAUUCAUCAGCAACCUGUUGAACGCGAUGAGCUCCGGCGCGGGCGGCCCGACAUUACAUCAGCAUGGAGGCGCGCUACAUCUUUCUUUCAGCAACUCUAUGGGUAUGCCACCGUUCGAUAGUGGCAUGCGCCGUGAUAUCGCUCGUAUGCGAGAGUCGUACACAUCGCGCACUGCUCGCGAAGAUCCGCACUCUGCGGUAUCAUUCGUCAAGGCGUACACAAGCCAGCGCUGGCAGGAAGAAGCACGCAUUCUGUAUGGCCCUGCUGCAAUCGAGAAGAGCAACCGGGUUAUCAACUCCAUUCUGAAAGUCAUGGUUCCGCCUGCCAUGGAAGCAGCGAAGAAGCGCCUAGAAGAGCGCCAGGCCGAAAUCGCCCGCAAGCUCAAGGAAGAACAAGAACAAAAAGAACAGAAGGAGCGUGAAGAGCGCGAGAAGCGCGAGGCACAAGAGAAGGAAGACCGUGAGCGACAGGAACGUGAAGCUGCUGAAGCUGCGAGCCGAGCUCAAGAGCAACCUGCUGAAGGUGAGCCAAAGACGAAGCCUGAGACUGCACCCGAAGCACAGGCAAUGGAGGGCGUCGAGGUCGGACAGUCCUCAGUGGAACCCGCAGCUGCCGAGGCGGCGCCUGCGGAACCUGCUGGGCCACCUCCACCACGUAUCACGACAAUGAUCAGAGGUCAUGAGUACGACAUCACGGACUUGGGUAUCGAUACCGAGUAUCUGGACGCUCUUCCCGAGGAUCUACGUGAGGAGGUCUUGAUGCAACAGGUGGCUGAGCGUAGAGCAGAACAACGCGCUCAAGCACGACGACAAGAACAACAACAACAACAACAGCAGCAACAGCAGCAGCAGCAGCCACAGGCCCCGGUACAAGGACAAGCUCCAGCUGCACCCGAGGAGGCCGGACCAGCAGGCGAGCUACCUACAGACAUCAACGCAGAUUUCUUAGCAGCGCUCCCUGCAGAAAUUCGGGAAGAGCUGCUUGCGCAAGAAGCACAAGAGCGUCGACGCCGGGAACGCGAAGAGAACCGUCGUCGCAAUCAAGCUAGCGCUGGUGCUGCUCCUCCACAAGCGGAGGAAAUGGACCCUGCGAGUUUCUUCGCGUCGCUGGACCCCAAUCUACGAGCUGCUGUGCUCAUGGACACAGACGAAGACAUCUUGCGCCAACUUCCACCCGAGCUAUCCGCGGAAGCGCGAGCAAUGGGAGGUGAUCGCCGAUUACAUCAGUUCAACGACUUUGGCUAUAGACGUGGUGACCGUCGCGCCCAGCCAGACGACCCGUCACAGAAGAAGAAGACCCGUCCUUGCGUACAAAUGCUCGACAAGGCCGGCGUUGCGACGCUCCUUAGACUCAUGUUCAUCCCACAACAGGGAAGCGCCAAGGGUAGUCUGAGCGCCAUCCUACGCUAUGUUUGUGAGAACCGUCAAAACCGCGCGGAGGUUAUCAGCAUCCUGCUUUCCAUUCUUCAAGACGGCAGCGCCGAUGUCAACGCUGUUGAGAAGAGCUUUGCCCAACUGUCGAUUCGGGCAAAGCAGCCUCAGCAACCCGCGGACAAGACUCCAAAGAUCUCUCGCAAGAACGGCGCCCUAUCAAUCAACGCGGAUGUUUCUCCACUCAUGGUCGUUCAGCAAUGUCUCAACACGCUGACCCAGUUGACUGAGAAGAACCCAGCUGUUUGGCAAUUCUUCCUGACUGAGCACGAAACUGGUGUUGGCUUCAAGAACCGUGCCAACCGGAAGGGCAAGGCCAAGGAGACGAAGGCGAAUAGGUAUCCAGUCAACGCUCUACUUACCUUGCUCGACCGUAAGCUCAUUGUUGAGAGCUCUACCAUCAUGGAGCAAUUGACGACACUGCUGAAGGUUAUCACGGCUCCAUUGCAGGUUCUCAAGAAGGAGAAGGAGAAGGCCGCUGAAGAGGCGAAGAAAGAGGCUGAGACCUCUGCAGAAGGCCAGACCACUGAAAGCCAGCCUGCCGAUGCCGCAACAACGGAGGCUCAUCCCGAAGGCCAAGAUACAGAAAUGACGACUGCUCCGGAAGACGCUGCUCAGCCUGAAGCUGCUACUGCUGAGGGCGAGGGUAGCACUUCCAAGACUGACGAGUCAAAGGCCGAAGACGAAAAAGCGAAGAAGCACCGCUCGCUCACGCCACCUGAUGUGCCUGAAGCCAACCUUCGACUUGUCGCUAAGAUUCUGGCUGCUCGAGAAUGCAACAGCAAGGUCUUCCAGGAAACUCUGUCAGUCAUCAGCAACCUAUCACCCAUCCCAGGUGCCAAAGAGAUCUUCGGUCAAGAAUUGCUUGGUAUUGCCAAGGAUCUUGCUAGCUCAACACUACAGGACCUUGCCAGCUUGACGGUUCAAGUCUCAAAGGCAAGCUCGCCUACUGACGUCCAAGGCAUCGCACUUGCCAAGUUCUCCCCAGCAAGUUCCGAUCAAACUAAGCUGCUGAGGGCCCUGACGGCACUUGACUAUCUCUUCGACCCAUCGCGCGACAGCAGGGACAAGCCUGAAUCUGCCGCAGAGGCACUUGAACCGGCUCAGAAGGAAGACAUACUCUUGACCCUGUAUGAGGACAGAGCUUUCGCACCCCUUUGGGAGAAGCUUAGUGAGUGCCUCACCGUCAUUCGACAGCGCGGCAACAUGCUCAACAUUGCCACUACGCUGCUUCCGCUCAUUGAGAGUCUUAUGGUUGUGUGCAAGAACACCACACUCAAAGAGAUGCCGUUGUCCAAGAUGCUUCCCAAGGAGUUCGCCCUGUCUAGCCCACCACCUGAGAGCAGGAUGGAGAACCUGUUCUUCAACUUCACUGAAGAGCACCGCAAGAUCCUCAAUGACCUUGUGCGCCAGAACCCCAAGUUGAUGAGCGGCACAUUCUCUCUUCUAGUGAAGAAUUCGAAGGUGUUGGAGUUCGACAACAAGCGCAAUUACUUCAACCGAAAGCUUCAUUCCCGAGGCGGAGACCGACAAGCACACCCACCUCUGCAGCUCUCUGUUCGCCGAGAUCAGGUCUUCCUAGACUCUUUCAAGUCGCUGUACUUCAAGUCGGCUGAUGAGAUGAAGUUUGGCAAGCUCAGCAUCCGCUUCCAUGGUGAAGAAGGUGUUGACGCUGGUGGUGUUACUCGAGAAUGGUUCCAAUCCAUCUCACGCCAGAUGUUCAACGCUGACUACGCUCUUUUCGUACCUGUUGCUUCCGAUCGUACGACGUUCCACCCCAAUCGUCUCAGUUCUAUUAACCCUGAGCACUUGAUGUUCUUCAAGUUUAUUGGUCGCAUCAUCGGUAAAGCGCUGUAUGAAGGCCGCGUUCUGGACUGCCAUUUCAGCAGAGCGGUCUACAAGCAAAUCAUGGGCAAGCAGGUGAGCCUCAAGGACAUGGAAACGCUUGAUCUGGAGUACUACAAAUCCCUGGAAUGGAUGAUCCACAACGAAAUUACGGAUAUUAUCACAGAGACGUUCUCUGUGGAGGUCGAAGCCUUUGGCGAGAUGCAGACCGUCGACCUCAUCGAGGAUGGUCGUAACAUUCCGGUCACCGAAGACAACAAGCACGAGUAUGUACGCCUUAUUACAGAGCACCGUCUCGUAGGCGCCGUUCAAGAGCAGCUCGAGAACUUCCUCAAGGGCUUCCACGACAUCGUCCCGGCUGAGCUUGUCUCCAUCUUUAGCGAACAAGAACUUGAACUUCUCAUCUCUGGCCUGCCUGACAUCAACGUGGACGACUGGAAGAACAACACCGAGUACCACAAUUAUACGGCUGCCUCACCACAGAUCCAAUGGUUCUGGCGCGCUGUCCGAACAUUCGAGAAGGAAGAGCAGGCCAAAUUGCUGCAAUUCGUUACUGGUACCAGUAAGGUGCCGCUCAACGGUUUCAAGGAGCUCGAGGGUAUGAACGGCUUCUCCAAGUUCAACAUCCAUCGCGAUUACGGCAACAAGGAUCGUUUACCGUCCAGUCAUACUUGCUUCAACCAACUUGAUCUUCCUGAGUAUGAAACGUAUGAGGAUCUUCGCAAGGCCCUGUACACCGCUAUGACGGCUGGUGGCGAGUACUUUGGCUUCGCGUAA